AUGGCCGGAGAGGCCCCAGUAGCAGGACGAGAGGGAAGGAGUGAACGCCCAGGCCGUGUGGUUGAGUCUUCCGUGCAGCAGAAUACGGACGGCCAAGGAGCUCUGGAGAAUCCCGAAAACACAACAGGAGUUCCCGUAUCUGCGGACCGCGCAGAGACGACACAUCACCCUGUCGGCCGAAAGAAUCGAAAACCAGUGUUUUCAGCCCCCAAGGAAUCCACGACUACGAGUGGAAAAGAGAGACGAGGCGAGCCCCACAGUUCGCCGGUGUCCGGUGAAGUGUCUGCAGCCCUGCCGGAGACUCUACAGAAGCGGCUUGACUCAGCUCAGGAGAACGGCAGUGACGUCGAAAAGGCAACAGUGAAGGAUCUCAAUCGGCUCGUGUCUCGAGCCCUGGAACAGCAAGUAUCACUGGACAAAGAGUGGACGCGGUACGAGUCGGUUGAGGUAGAGCGUUUGAGGCUGCUUGAUAACAGAGGCGACAGCAGAUUGCUCGUAGACACUCACCGCCACAACCUUCGGGAGGCACGAGCGGAAUUCUACACGCAUUGGAAUCAUCUCGACCAAGCUGCAUAUUUACUCCAGCUACAGCUGUCAAAUAUGGAUAUUGGCCGUUUGCAUGCUCGCACCACCAUCGGUGCGCUGACGCCCGCCCAGCAGGGCAAUGGCGCCAGCGAGAGCGUUUCUACAGGCUUUGUUGGAGAGCGUAAUGCGGGGGAUGACAGGAAAGCAGCAGUGGAAGGAAGAACUCUAGGCGUGCGGAUAGAUGGCGAGAUGCAGGGUGACGCGGCGGUUACUGGUGGGAAAGCCUGGAUGACUUUCGUACACCCGACGGAGCUAUUAGUCUUUGCAAGCCGCGUUCAGCAACUCCUCACAGAGCAAGCGCACCUCACAGAGUUUCUCCAGUCACUUACCGUACUUCAGAACCACCGGCUAGUGCAGCUGCAAAAGAUGGCGUCCGACCAGCCACCCAGGCAGGGAAAAAAAGAACCUGGUUCACUCCGACCGUCCCACAUCAAAAAGUCCCGUCCGCAACGAGUGCCGCGACGAACUUCCGCGCGCGGCCAGUUUGCUCCGGCAGACACACUCGACACAGAACCAUGGCACGCCAACACCGAUGUCGCAACAUUGGGUGGCAGUAUCGUCUUCAGUGCAGCGAAACUGGGGACAGACCCGCACGUGCAUAGUUUUCCGCUUCAGAGGCCGGCCGUAGAAGCCGCGCCAGCGCACAGCCUGCACGACGGGGCUGCAAAGGAGCCGACGACCUCGCAGCCUCAAAGCAGGCAGCCUAAAAAGGGCAAGAGGGCUGUGGUGGGUGGAUUUGAGGUGCAUGACGACCCCCAGGAAACAGUAACGUCGGCGCUGCUUCGUUUCCUCUCCAACACGUUGACGCCAGCUGACGUUAAUGGCCUAGUGCCCGGGGCAGCUGGACGCCGCACACAGGGCGUUGGAGGUCUUGCUGAGGCGACAGGUCGCGGUAGAAUGGAGUGGAUCACGGACUCCACAGUAUUUGCAGAUCGUACACUGAAUGAAGUGCUGGAAGACGAAAUGCGGGAAAGGGCGUUUCGGCCAGCGCCGGAACACCGGGGCGAAAAUUGGGGGAGCACUCGACUAGGACACAAACACGGAAGCCCCGAGGAAAUCGCCAGCUCCGCUGUUUUAGUUGCCGUCCAGUUCGCAGACCACGCGGCGGCUCUUUCCGUGUACUACGAUCGGGUGGAACACGAGGGGGAAGCGAAAGCAAAAAUGAAGCCAGAGGUCGGCGUACCGCAGGAAAUUGUGUUCCAGUACGCAUUCGACAACGUGCCCCUUGAGCACAAACGAUAUUUGUGGAAAGAGUACCUUCAAAUUCAGCUGGACGACCGUGGCUACGAGAUCAUUCUGCCAGAGGAACCUCCACAAGAACACGGGGAUGCCGCAGAGACGAAAGGACCCUCUGAUUUUGAUGCGGGUCGUGCGCACAGAUUCGAUGAACCUCCAAGCGACGAGGUAAACUUCAGUCGCGAGGAUUCGAAGACUCAUGAGUCGCUUUCACUGAGUGAAGCUGAUGAGACAACUCCUCCCGGAGAGAAUGUUACUGAAGACGUCGAUGCGCACCCCAGACUCAUGCUUAACGAACUCCUCCAGCGUCUAAUGGAUGAGGACCGGGAGAACGGCACCCGGCAGGAAAACUCGCACGGCAUUCGCGCUCUGAAAAUGGAGCUGCCUGGGUUGUCUGCAGAAGAACUAGGAAACCUAGCAGGUAUUGGGGGCGAGGAAGGGAGUCUCUUUCCCUAUGUGAAGGAUGAACUCGAUUCCAAGAGCAAGCUCGCGGAUUUCCUUAUCGCUCACGCAGGUCUCGGAGGGGGCGAUCGCUCGCUGUUCCGCGAGCAAUCGUGGAAAUCCGAAGACAGUCUACACUACGAUGACAGCGAGCUGGAUACGCUACGCGAUGAGAAUGGUGAUGACGACGCGGUUUUUGACUGGCUAUGGGAUCUCGAUUUCAUUGUUAUCUAG
Besnoitia besnoiti is the source of this 2496-nucleotide messenger RNA. RefSeq lists its product as uncharacterized. The record is from RefSeq and is a predicted model, not a curated record. Bases 1 to 2496 code for a protein of 831 amino acids. Lineage: Eukaryota; Apicomplexa; Conoidasida; Eucoccidiorida; Sarcocystidae. The transcript has a single exon.